Messenger RNA from Indicator indicator, 597 nucleotides. RefSeq names its product DIRAS family GTPase 1 (gene DIRAS1). Gene Ontology annotation, cellular component: plasma membrane. The transcript has a single exon. Gene Ontology annotation, molecular function: GDP binding; GTP binding; GTPase activity. NCBI's taxonomy places the organism in Eukaryota, Metazoa, Chordata, Aves, Piciformes, Indicatoridae. The coding region runs from base 1 to 597 and encodes 198 amino acids. Gene Ontology annotation, biological process: signal transduction. The record is from RefSeq and is a predicted model, not a curated record.
AUGCCAGAGCAGAGCAACGACUACAGGGUGGUGGUGUUCGGGGCGGGCGGCGUGGGCAAGAGCUCGCUGGUGCUGCGCUUCGUCAAGGGGACCUUCAGGGACACCUACAUCCCCACCAUCGAGGACACCUACCGGCAGGUGAUCAGCUGCGACAAGAGCGUCUGCACCUUGCAGAUCACCGACACCACCGGCAGCCACCAGUUCCCGGCCAUGCAGCGCCUCUCCAUCUCCAAGGGCCACGCUUUCAUCCUGGUCUUCUCGGUGACCAGCAAGCAGUCGCUGGAGGAGCUGAAGCCGAUCUACCAGCAGAUCGUGCAGCUGAAGGGCAGCGUGGAGAGCAUCCCCAUCAUGCUGGUGGGCAACAAGUGCGACGAGACGCAGCGGGAGGUGGAGAGCCGGGAAGGGGAGGCGCUGGCCAAGGAGUGGAAGUGCGCCUUCAUGGAGACCUCGGCCAAGAUGAACUACAACGUCAAGGAGCUCUUCCAGGAGCUGCUCAACCUGGAGAAGAGGAGGAACGUCAGCCUCACCAUCGACGGCAAGCGCUCCAGCAAGCAGAAGAGGACAGACAAAAUCAAGGGGAAGUGCAGCAUCAUGUAG